Molecule: messenger RNA, 1456 nt
Organism: Limanda limanda (common dab)
Lineage: Eukaryota; Metazoa; Chordata; Actinopteri; Pleuronectiformes; Pleuronectidae
Exons: 3
Coding region: 125-1387 (420 amino acids)
Source: RefSeq, a predicted model, not a curated record
CUUAGCGGUAUGCUAACAACAACAACAACUGUCCACACCUCGUGUUUGUGCGACAAACGACAAAGCCGAUGCCCCGUGGCCUUGCAGACUCGGGGGAAGUGGUGUGAAGGAUCGCCCGGCACUGAUGGACGCCAGUGAGUGUGUCCUGUCGGCGGGGAGAGCCGUGCUGGACAUGGUGGGGCGGGAGUGGCAGCCUCUCUCCGCGGCCGAGCUGGAGCAGCGGCUGGACCUGGCGGUGGAGGAGAUCCUGGAGGCUGAGCUGUUGUCCGAGCUCCGAGCUCAGCCUCCUCCGGCUGUGAUCGUCCACUUACUGCAGACUCAACCCCAGGUGGGGCCCCAGGUCUCACCCCCAGCGGCGACAGCAUGCGGCCCCCAGGUGGAGGAGACACCCGCAGAGCCCCAGGAACGACUGGAGUCUGUGGACAGUGCAGCGGUGAAGUACAUCAAAGACCUGCUCCACAGCUCCAAAUCCCAGGCUCGUCUGGUGGGUCGGGCUCGCGUCUCUCUGUCUCACACCAUCCUGCUGUCCCUCACCCUGCUCUCCCAGCGGGUGAGCUACGGCUCAGUGUCCCGCCGCUUCCUCGUGGAGAAAGGAAACAUCCACAAGAUCUUCUUUUCCUUCUGUGAGCGUGUCAACACGCUGAAGGAGAUGCAAAUCAGAUGGCCAGUUGGCGAGGAGGCGGUGGACGCCCUUUUCCCGAUCUCCAGUCAAGGGAAGGGGCAAGAAGAUGGAGAGCAAAGUGUUCCUCAGGUGCUGGGAGUGUUGGGACACACUCGCAUCCCUAUCCGCCUGCCGAUAGGGAAACAUGACGUGGAGAGCACAGUGCCUGAGGUGAAGCGGGUGAAGGAGGAGGCCCAUCCAGACUCCUGGUUAAACCUGGAGCUUUUAUGUGACCGCAGAGGUCGGCUCCUCCAUUGCAGAAUCAGUAAAGGAUCAGACGUUGACCGAGGCUGUGCUCUCAGAGACCAACUGAAACAGCAUCCUGAACUGAUGCCUCCGGGCUCCUGCCUUGUAGCCAGAGCUGGCUACCCACUCACCGCUCAGUUUUUAACUCCAUAUGUCACAAGUCAAGGCCCGAGAGAGCAGCUCUUCAACAAGACACUGGAGGAGCACUUUCACAUUCUAGAUCAGGCUGUUGCCAACCUGAGAGCCAGAUUUCAGAGGCUUAGGUAUUUGGAUAUUGGGAGCUACAAUCGAGCCAAAGCUGUGGUGCUGACCGCCUGUGUGUUGCACAAUGCGUUUUUGGACAGUGGAUGGGUGGUUCAAGGAGAAGUGGAGAGAGAGGAAACCGUAACCCAAGAGGGGGAGGGGGACGUGGAUUAUGAGGGCGUAUAUAGACGUGACGCCAUUUCAGAUUUGUUGUUGAAAAGCUUUGAGUCUGGAUGACAUUUGUAAGGUCAUCAAGACUCCGCCGUCAGCUCGUGUCACGACAAUAAACUUCUUCUAUGUCACCCC